Molecule: messenger RNA, 1473 nt
Organism: Lutra lutra (Eurasian river otter)
Lineage: Eukaryota; Metazoa; Chordata; Mammalia; Carnivora; Mustelidae
Product: putative protein T-ENOL
Exons: 6
Coding region: 145-603 (152 amino acids)
Source: RefSeq, a predicted model, not a curated record
CGUGCCCGCUUCCUUUUUCCUCCCUCCGCCCCUUUCAAUCGGCGCGUACCAAGUGCAGAGGGAAGAGAGGGGUGGAGAAGCCUCGGCGCCGAAGGAAGGGAGUAACCGAGAAGGCGAGGUCAGAAGAGAAAGAGGCCUCGACGAAUGAUUCUCCUGUCCUUUCUCCGGAGGGUACAUCCUCCUGGAGACAAGGACAAGGAGAGAACAUGCCCCCGGGUUCUGGGUCUACGCGUCCCCGAGAGGGAGAUGGCAUCCACAUCUACCAGGAAUGAGGAGAAAAAGGGCAGCAGGAUGUCCCAAGCGGCAACCCUCUCUGGUGGAAGUCUGAAGGUUUCAUUAUCCCGAUCUGAGGAAUUCCUGACUCGGAUCAGCACAGAGCUCACCAACGAGGCCUUGUUUAUUGCUGGCUGCCCCACGAACUCUGUGCCCACCAAGGAAAAACAGACCCAAGACCGAGGGACUCAGAUAUCCAAACAUGUGUUCUUCAAGACCCAAGGCACCGACACCCGUUCGGACAGAAACCGUACCCGUACUAAGGCGCACCUCCUGCCAUCCCCUCGUGACAAGAACAUGCAUCAGAGCUCCUCGUUCACAAGUCACUAACGCUUCAGUUUGCUGGGGUCUCCUGGUCAUGAGCAGCAGCACACUCAAAGCCUCCCAGGUGUUCUGGAACCAUCUCACGCCUUUCCACCCUCAGCUGGCAAGGACAUCACCAGAAAUCAAAGGCUUUAAUAAAAAGACAGAGAGAGGUCCUUCCCUCCUCCCAACCCAGGCCGUGCUCUGGAGUGGCUUCUCUGGGGGUGGAGAUGUGAGAGGGUGGCCCUUUUUCCUCCUCCUCUUUCUUCUCUCUCUCUCUCUUGUUUUCUUGCCAGAUGUGUGGGCAUAUGGGUGAAAUGGCAUAGUCCAUGUUACUGGAACAGCUUUAAUUCGGGCAGUUAACUACCUGUUUUCUGUCAGCCUUUUUGUGGAGAUGAGCUCAUGGAUCUGAACUCAGCCUCCUAGCCACACUCCAGCCCCUUCCUGUCUAGCCUUGGGCAUCUGAGAGGGUCCCCCCGGCUUAUGAGGAGCCACCUCUGCCAUCAACGUCAGUGCUGAGGCCUCUCCUCCAGGCUCUGGGGCCUCAUGCCUGGGGACACGUGUCACAGCCAUUGCUAGCCAGAAGGGAAUCCAGCCGCCUUGGUAGAAUCUGCAUUUAAGUCUGAAUCUGGCCGCUUAUUCGAGACUCCUGAGGAAGUCCAUUCUCAUCUCUGAGCCUCAGUUUUCUUAUCUGAGAAAUGGGAAUGAUUAUCACUGUCUCGAGGGCUCCUCCUAGAGGUUAAAAACAAUGAGUACAAAGUGCUUAGCGCCAGGCCUGGCACAGAAUAAAGGCCCAGAAAUGCAGGCCAUUUAUUAUAAGGCUCAGUUGGCGUCGCGUUCUAAAAUUCAGCCUCCUCGGAGGAUUUCAGUGUCUUUUGGAGUGUCCUAAAAAUGUUG